Messenger RNA from Leptopilina heterotoma, 4346 nucleotides. RefSeq names its product tudor domain-containing protein 7B (gene tapas). The transcript has 17 exons. The coding region runs from base 512 to 3778 and encodes 1088 amino acids. Lineage: Eukaryota; Metazoa; Arthropoda; Insecta; Hymenoptera; Figitidae. The record is from RefSeq and is a predicted model, not a curated record. Gene Ontology annotation, biological process: spermatogenesis.
UAAACAUUAAACUUUUAUCAAGAAGAAUACAUUUUAUUGUUUAUUAAAAAACGUUUCUUAACUUGUAAAUCGGUGCAUUUAUAUAAUAAAAUUCUAAAUUAGAAAAAAGUGCAAAAUAAAUUGACGUAAAUCGUGAGAUUUUUGUUUUCUAAAUUUUAAUACACUUGUGUGCGGGACGAGAGAAAGGUUGCAUUGUUACCCGAAUUCCUCUACAGUAACAUCCAAUAUUUUUCAUUUCAAUAUUCUGGCAUAUUCUCUCUCUCACUACAAUCUUAUAUUUCCCCUUACCUCUUGGUGAUCAAGUCAAGUCUUGUUACUCGCAUUCUUUCCAGUGCUUUCGCAGAAGUAGGUUGUGUGUCUGUUGUGUGUCAUAUUAAAGUGAAAUUCCUUUGGAUUAUUGAAAAAGUUUGGCUUCGUAAAUCCAGUAAAAAUCUUUGUUUUAAAAUUCAAAAGCGAUUUGAAUUUUGAUUUGGUUGUAAAAAUUCUCAAUUGCGGCACUUCUGUCCUAAAAAUGGACGAAGUUGUCGUAAAUUUGAAGGCUUGCCUUAUUACCACAAAAGGAGGCAUAAGCAUCAAUCGGCUUAACAAAGACUACAUGGAUGUAGUUGGGGAGCGAAUCCCGUAUAGGAGAUUAAAUUAUGCCAGCCUCGAAGAUUUCGUUAAUGAUAUUCCUGGUUUGAAAAAAUCGAAUAGAGGAGGUGAAUUAUUUAUUGAGGCAAUACCUACUGCAAAAACUGCUCAUAUUCAUGCCCUUGUUCAGGGACAAAAGAACUCGAAGAAAUCACGAAAGAGAGUGGCGACUUCGUACAAUCGAGCUAGACCAACUUUUUCAAAUUCAAGAAAUUCAUGUCAACAACGAGUUAGCAGGCCUCCUUAUUCAACUCAAAGUUCGAGAACUCCAAGUUACGCUAAGAAGAAUAAUGAUGUUUUUCACGGAACGAGACCCACGACGCAAUCGGACACUGACACACGAGGCUUGAAAUUGAGAGAAGUUGGGUUUGAAAGGCCAAAAAGUAAUUUGCAAGAUAGACUUAUUAAUCAACCAAAGAGUAAUGAGACUGCGAAUGUUCGAGUAAAUUCACCUUCAAUGAAAACACUUCUAAACGAUGUUAAUUCUUCAACAUCGACAACACAUAUAAAUGAAACACGCCCAUCCAUAUCGAUGGCAAAUGGAUCGACAAUGUUUAGUAUACCAAUUCGAAGGAAUUUCGAAAAUAGGGAAAACGAGGAUUUAAAUGUCAUACGGCUAAAGGCCAAUUCGAUGGUUCCGUUCGACGAAUUUAACCAAAAGAAAACACCGGAAGAAGAACUUAGAUUACUUGCUCUAAGUCUGAAUGACACGGCUCCCGUGUAUAAGAUUUCGAAAGCAAAACACAGAAGUUUCUUUGCAUCGGUCACAGUGGGCAAAAAUAAUUUCUCGUGCUAUCCAGAUAGUGGUAAAACAGAAGAAGAAGCCAAAAGUAUGGCUAUUGCUAAAGCAUUACAAGAAUUAAAAAAAAAAGAAGAAACUUGCUCUUUACCCACGACGAAAGAUACAAAACUGAUAGAAGAAAGAAUAUUAAAAAUAAUCGACACUCAUUCCACUGGAGUAUUUACAACGCAACUGUUGAAAUACUACAUGGAGGAGUACAAAGAAUUAUUACCGCAAAAUGUGUGUAAAAUAAUUAAUUCUUGUGAAUUUAUUAAGGAAGAGAAAGGAGCGAAUGAUACGACUAUUCUCACUCGAUUUGUUCCAACAACAGAAGAGAAAGAGAGCGAGGAAUUAGCUCCAUUGUCUCCGUUUAAUAAAUUGAGAAUAAGUUCAAGUGAUGGACAACUUUCGAGCAGUUUAACUAUUCCUGAAGAUAAAUAUUGGGUAACGCAUGUGACAUUUGUUUAUUCAACGAGCGAAAUAAUGGUCCAAAUCGUUGGUGAAGAGUACAGUGAAAGAUUCGAAAAAAUGUCCACAGAAAUGAAUGAAUUUUAUUUAAAAAAUCUCAAGACAACAAAGGUGACAGCAUUCGAAGAAGAUGUGCUCUAUGCAUAUUUUUCUCAACAAGAGAGAAAAUGGUAUCGCGUUCGAUGUCUUGAUGUAAAUAUGGAUCUACAGAAGGCCUUAGUUGAUUUCAUUGAUUUUGGCGACGACGAAGUUUGUGACUUGAGCAUGUUGUACAAAUUGGACAAACAAUUUUGUGUUCUUCCAGCGCAGGCUCUUUGCUUAUCGCUGAAUGAAUUGGAGAUAUUCUCUUUGAACGAAAUAGAAGAGAUUUUUGACAGUGAAAGAGCAAAGACAAUAAUCGCAAAUCAUCUUAUGGAUGCGGAGUUUUACGUGGAAGUGAAGUAUAUUGACGAUGGAACGCCAUCAGUUGUUUUCUAUGACACUCGAGGUGAAACAGACGUAAAUUUAAAUAGAGUGAUGGCUACUGAAAUCGUCGAAACUUGCAUGAAACGUCCAAAAUUGAAAACGGCGAGUCUUCACGAAGUUUACGUCUCGCAUGUCAGUGAAGCUGGCGAAGUAUUUAUUCAAUUCAAAGACAACAGUAUGUUCUAUCUGGUCGAAUUGAUGAAUAAAGUCAUUGAGAAGCUGAGUGACAAUUAUAGUCAGUACGCAGUGAAAAAAUUGGAUGUAACGAAACUUUACAUUGCCAAAUCGAACGAUGAACAUUGGUAUAGAGUUAGAAUUUCUUCAAUUGUCGAUUAUUCGAAAGAAGAAAUAAGCGUUUUAUGUGUUGAUUUUGGAAAAACUAUGACAGUUAAGAUUACGGACUUGGUCAAUUUGGAUGUGCUUUCUGAUGUUUUGUGCAUAUACCCAGUUCAAGCAGUCAAGGUGCAACUUUCUAGUUUGUUAACGCUCGACACUGAAAAACUAGAGAGAUUGAGGAAGCUAACACCUCCAGGUCAACUUUUGAUCAUGAAGGUCGUUCAAUUGGGCCUCAGUCAUUCACCGAUGCCGAUCGUUGAAUUAUUUAAACGACAAGAGCCAAAUAAUGAGAUUGUUUCAAUUAACAACACCCUUCUCCUAGAUGCCGUACUAAAGAAAUGCAAUGGUGACAGCAAUAACAAUGUGAGAGAGCGAAAACGCAGUGAGAGAACGGUGUCUAGACACGGAUCUUCAUCAGAUCAAGGCAAUGUGAAGAAUAAGAGAAUUCUUCGUCAACCGGAAAUUCCGAAAGUUGAUAGUCAAUUUGAUAUCCAUGUGGUAAUGGUCUGCAAUCCGGGGAAUUUCAUCAUACAGCCGUAUGAGUCUAAAAAGAAACUUCAGGCAGUGAAUGAACAAUUAUUCAAAGAAUGUAAUAAUUAUUCCGGUGAACCAUUAACAAUGGACAAUGUUCAUGAAGAUUCAUUGUAUUGCGUUCGACAUUCCGAUAAUUUUUGGUAUCGUGUUUGCGUUCUAAACAAACUAAUGGCUCAAAAUAUGGUCACUGUUUAUUUUGUUGACUAUGGAGAAGUCACUUUAGUCAAUUUAAAGAAUCUGCGGCCGCUUCCCACAAAAUUCCUUGACUUACCAUAUCAAGCAAUCAGAGCGAAACUGGCAGACGUGAAGCCAGCCAACGUCGAUUGGUCUCCAGAAGACAGCGUGAGGUUCAAGGAUCUGAUUGAGGGAAAAGAUUUCGUAUCGACAAUUAAAAAUAUUAAAAAAGACGGCGAAGAAUUAGUGCUCUCAUUGGCACUCAUUGACGUUUCGAAGGAAUAUAACGUCAACAUAGACGAAAUUUUGAUAAAAGAAGGACGAGCAAAGAGUGUCCUCUUUUCUCGUUCCUCUUCAGAAUCAUUUCUCAACUCUAGUUUAACAAAAUAAAUAUUAAAAUACGUAACAAUCGAUUUAAUACAGUCGAUUUCAUGACUUGAAGUGAAUCUAGUUAAACAAAUGUUUUUUCUCAUAAUUCUCGCAUAAAAAAAAACGGUGAGUGAUUAUUAAAAGCCAAAAAAAGAAAUUUCGUGAAAAAAGACAGAAAGAGAAAAAAUAUUUUUUUUGUAAACUGACAUAUUGCAAACGUCAUGAAUUUUUUUUAUUGUGACUAAUAAUAACUAAAGGACUAAAUUUUCUUCCGUUUUUGGAAAUUUAGUGGAAGUUUAUGUAUUUUUCAUGAUUUGAAGACUUUAUAUAGUCUUUAAAAGACUUGAUAGUAUUUAAAUAGUUGAAAUGAAAGGCGGUGCCUAAAGUAUUUUUUUUUUCCUUUUAGAAAAUCUAAUUUCUAUAAUAUUGUGUUAAAAAAACGUUAACAUUUUAUAUUUUAUUUGAACAGAAGAUAACGAUAAGUUUAAUUCUUGCGAAAGAAAGCACUUAUAUGUUAAUUCUACACACAAACAGACACAGAAAUACGUUUAUUUUUUACGUAAGUGCCAAUAAAUUAAUUAUUUCCUAA